Messenger RNA from Darwinula stevensoni, 2267 nucleotides. The record is from the annotation of a GenBank genome assembly. Lineage: Eukaryota; Metazoa; Arthropoda; Ostracoda; Podocopida; Darwinulidae.
GGAGGCGUUCGUCGUGGGAGGCCAUGCGGGUUCUCUUCCUAUCCCGCCUUCUUUCUAGCUUCCCUCUCUCUCCUGUGUAUCGCAAAUGGUACUCCGUACCUACAUGAAUUGAAUCGUCGAGAAGAGGAAGAAACAAGAAUCCGUGUGCGUACUUCAUGCUAUAUCUCUCGCGCAUAUGACGAUGCCACGCGGCGGAACGACAGUUCGGGUCCUCGGCGUGACCUUCACGUUACAGUGCGUUAUCAUCAUCGUGGAUGCGUUCAACCUGGAACCGCGGUUACCCCUUAUUAAACAGGGGCCUCCCAGCUCCUAUUUCGGCUAUUCCGUGGCUCUGCAUCAGAGUGUCAAGUAUGAGGGUGCUUCGCGGGGAUUUGGCGGUGCUGGUGGUAGUGGCGGUGGUUUUGGUGGUGCUGGAGGUGCUGGAGGCGGGGGUUCCUUUGGUGGCAGUGGCGGUGCUGGAGGAGGCUUUUCGCCAGGAACCGAGAGCUGAGGAGGAAGUCACGUACCCGCUCAUUGGAGGGUUGUUGGUGGGAGCACCGUUAGGACAGAAUCUUCAACCGAGCACAAACAAGUCAGGGGCUCUCUUCAAGUGCCCCAUUACCACUCGACGAAACGACUGCAAACAGGUCGUCACCGACGGAAAACGAGCUGGACCCCAUUCGGAGUAUUUCCCACCGAACUCGGAGGAGGAGAUGAAGGAUGGCCAAUGGCUCGGCGUCACCGUCCGCAGCGCUGGUCCUGCCGGCAAAGUCAUGGUGUGUGCCCAUCGAUACGUGGUGAAGAGCGACCCAAAUUCUCGAUGGGGACAGGGUCUCUGCUAUACAUUGAAGCAGGAUCUUGCCUGGGACCAGGCCUGGCAACCCUGUCAAGGCGAAUCCAUGUACAAAGCCCACGAAGAAUACGGGUACUGCCAGGCAGGCACAAGCGGGUUCGUGACCCGAGACGACUUGGUACUCAUCGGUACCCCAGGUCCGUACACGUGGCGAGGAACUGUCUUUGCCCAUAACAUCUCCGACGAUUACUUCGACCGGGACAAGACCAAGUACCUCAUCCCCGUGGAAGAGGGCAAAUCUCCUGUCGAGAAGUAUAGUUACCUCGGAUUCUCGGUGUCGUCGGGGAAAUUCUUUCCGGGUAAAAACGCGGAGACAUACGUGGCUGGUGCCCCCCGUUCCCAGACGACCGGCGAGGUGAUCUUCUUCGAACGGGGCGGAGGAUCGACCAGUCAGACCGAGCCGCAGAUGAGGAUUCUGUCGCGACUCCUAGGGGAAACGUUCGCCUCUGGCUUCGGAUACGAACUCACCGCCGCCGAUAUCAACGGGGACGGGGUGACGGAUUUGGCAGUGGGAGCGCCGUUUUACUUCGACCGGGAUUCCGGCGGCGCCGUGUAUGUGUACAUAAGCGACCCCAAGACGGGCUUCCGAGAGAAUCACCCUUUCACUAAGCUGAAGGGAAGGAAGAAAGAAUCGAGGUUCGGAUUCGCCUUGACCAACCUGGGUGAUUUGAACAAGGACGGUUGCCAAGAAAUCGCAGUCGGGGCACCCUAUGAAGACGAGGGUGUUGUCUACAUCUACCUGGGCUCACGCCACGGCAUCAGCACCUCUCCAUCGCAGGUCAUCCGAUCAGUGAGAGGUGCCUACAUGCGCACCUUUGGCUAUUCCCUGUCAGGUGGGAUUGACAUAGAUGGGAAUGAUUACCCAGAUCUUCUAGUGGGAUGUUACAGCAGUGAUAUGGUGAUUGGGAUCCGAUCCCGGCCUAUCACCCAUAUUGAAACAAGGAUUGAAGCCAUGGAUGGACUAGAAAACAUUGACCCUACAAAACCUGGGUGUCAGAAGGAUCUAGAGUCUAAGGAUGUCUGCUUCAGCUUCAAGGCAUGUGUACGGAUGGCUGACUCUCACCGGGAAGCACAGAUGAGCCUGUUGUAUCACCUGGAGGCAGAGACCCACCUGGAAAGGAACAAAUUCUCACGGGUGAGAUUUUCUGAUGGGAUUACUGAGCGCCCUCACAUAGUGGAGCGUCGCAUCACCAUCAGUGCCUUCAAGGAACACUGCUCUCAAGAGACUGCCUACCUCAAGCCAAAACAUUUCACUCUUACUUCAACUUAUCUAGGCCACAGUAUUCCUUCCAAUACAUCCCAAGAUGUUUUGGAUGUGUUUAGAUUCUUGAGGAUGCUUACAGUCCCAGGAGUGUUCCCAAAUGGAUCUGCACAUGUGGUUUAUGCUGAAAACCAGGAUUCCUACAUGCAAAUUGUAUUUACAUUUGAGGUGUAG